AUGCGGCAGCGGGCGCAGAAGCGGCCACGGCAGAGUGAUGAGGGUAAUAUUCUGCCUGUGCAUAAAGGCAGCGGCGGUGGGUUCACCGUGCGGCGUCCGCCGCUGACUAGUAGUGUUGCCGCAACUGCCCCUGCUGGGGAUGGUGCGACCGUUACUUUUUCGCCUGCGCCGACGACGGCGAUGGAUUUGCUCUGGCAGCGAAAAACGGCGGUGGUGCAGCGGCAACUCCUCCAGCUUGCCAAUCUCUACGCACAAAAGUCGCAGGAAAACGAGACAGUGUUGGACGCCAUUGAAAGGAUGGUAGCCUCACAUGAACUGGAGCUUGCGGCCGUGGCCGCAGAGAGUGAGUCGCACAGGCGGAAGCAUCUUGAGCUGCUUGCGGAGCUGCAUCGAAGAGAAGAUGCAACGCUUGCAGAGAAGCAACGGGCGAUGGAUGAGAUUACAAUGCUGCAAACUCGUCAUGUUCAAUUAGAGCAGGCACGCGAACGCCUGCAAGAGGACAUUGUGGUGCAGUCUGAUGCGUUGGAGCAGUUGCAGAAGACGCUGGAGACGCAACGGCUAGUGACAGAAGAGGAACAGAGAAAACUGAAUGACGUGCUUGAGAGAGAGCGGGUUAUGCAAGAUGUCGCCUACGGCCUCUCUGGAGAGGUGCGGGAGAUGGUGGUGGAGCUGGAGCAGAUACGCAAGUUGAGGGAGGCAGCUGAGCGCGCGUCAAAGGAAACGGAGAUACUCCGACGACAGUUGUACUCCCAGUGUGAAGAGCUGAAGGGGACCAUUCGCGUGUACUGUCGCGUCAAGGGCGACGGUAACAGUAGCAAUAAUGAGGCUUUCCCGGCCUUUGAGAACUGUCGCGAGGUCUCCGUUUCUUCACGCAGCACAAUCAGCCUGUCGACGGAGGGGCUGCAUAAUCCUGUUGUGGCAGUGGGAAGAGGAGCUGAGGUAAAGAGACAAAAACUACAGGGAGGACAAGCAAAGACGCUGCACAGUCGCUUCCUCUUUCCGCAGGCCGGCGAAGAGGUUCAACAGACGCUGUGCCUGUGUCAAUCACGGAACAACGCGACCUCCACAGGAACGCAGGAGGCCAAGGAGACGUUUACCUUUGACCGCGUCUUUGAUGGUAGCGCCACACAAGCGGCCGUCUACGCUGAUGUGGAGCCGCUUGUAAACUGCGCCGUUGAUGGCUACCGUGUCUGCAUCUUUGCGUACGGCCAGACGGGGUCUGGUAAGACCUACAGCAUGGAGGGAGAGGUGUUGAGUGAAGAGAGGUGUGGAAUCACCCCUCGCGCGCUCCGCACCAUAUUCCGACGCCAGGACGAGUUGAAGUCCGAUGGCUGGAAGUACAAUCUCAGCUGUUACUUUAUAGAAAUAUACAACGAUGUCAUUCGCGACCUUCAGCAGGAGCCGUCGCUGUACGAACCCGGCGGGGCGGCCGCCUCUCAAGCGAACUAUCACGUUAUCAAGCACCAGAACGAAUCUGGGUCGACCAGUGUCACCAACGUUGUGGAGCGGCGCAUCCGCUCCCUCGAGGAGUUUCAGCGCCAUUACAAGGCUGCCAUGAAGAAUCGUAGCACCUCUAAAACGCUCUUGAACGAUCACUCCUCGCGUUCGCACUGCAUAUUUGUCCUGCGGAUUGAGGGGGAAAACGCCCUCCUGCGGCAACGUAGUGAGGGGACGCUCUGCCUGGUGGACUUGGCGGGUAGCGAGCGCAUGAAUGAGUCGGGGACAGGGCAGGGACAGCAGAUUAAGGAGACCAUCAACAUCAACCGCAGCUUGCUGGACCUUGGGAAAUGCAUCCGUGCUCUUAACAACUCUGGUAGCGUCGCACCGUGGCGCAACUGCAAGUUGACCUACCUGCUGCAGAAUUACCUGGGGGCAAAGGGUGGGAAGAUGCUGAUGUUGGUCACCGUCUCAGACAAGGAGGAAUACAUGGCGGAAAGUCUGAAUUCGCUCCGCUUUGCGAGUCGCGUUAACCAAACCGUCGUUGGCCCCUCCAUGAAGCGUGUAAAGAACUACUGA
Molecule: messenger RNA, 2016 nt
Organism: Trypanosoma conorhini
Lineage: Eukaryota; Euglenozoa; Kinetoplastea; Trypanosomatida; Trypanosomatidae
Product: putative C-terminal motor kinesin
Exons: 1
Coding region: 1-2016 (671 amino acids)
Biological process (GO): microtubule-based movement
Molecular function (GO): microtubule motor activity; microtubule binding; ATP binding
Source: RefSeq, a predicted model, not a curated record